Ambispora gerdemannii is the source of this 545-nucleotide messenger RNA. Lineage: Eukaryota; Fungi; Glomeromycota; Glomeromycetes; Archaeosporales; Ambisporaceae. The record is from the annotation of a GenBank genome assembly.
CCAAUCAAGACCCUCAACAUCCUAACAGUUUUAUUAUCAAGACCGAUAAUCAGAAAUUAUUAGGAUUAGUUCGCACGGAUAAGAAUGGCACUACUUACUGGAAAUUCAAAGAAAGAAAUAAGAAGAAGAAAGUCAUUAAAGAAAAUGACCCUCAAUCUAGCCCCGUAGCGGAUAACAUACAGAAAUUUCAGCAGAGGCAAAGUAAAAGCCAAGAAAGACAAAACCUUGCCGAAAACCAAUUAAACCCUCAUGGAAAUAACUCUAACGCAAUCCGUGAUUUAAAUGGUAGUUUAUCCGCCCUCAAACCGGACAAUUCAGAAACUACUAAAUUAAUCACUUACGCCCUGGUUGCUACGGCAAUUGUCGGAAUCUUUGGGGCUUUGAACUCCUUUUACGACGAGAAAUUAAAAGACACCAUUGAAAAUAAAAGUAGUGAAUACAAAGACUUAGCCAGUGAAUUUAUUGCUAAAAGUUUAAAUUACCAAAAAGCUAUGUUGGCGAUUGGCCUAGGAAUUUUCCUAUUAUUGACCAUUGCUUACUUCUGA